This is a messenger RNA of Hordeum vulgare subsp. vulgare (domesticated barley), 1860 nucleotides long. RefSeq lists its product as uncharacterized. The record is from RefSeq and is a predicted model, not a curated record. The transcript is spliced from 4 exons. Gene Ontology annotation, molecular function: protein binding. NCBI's taxonomy places the organism in Eukaryota, Viridiplantae, Streptophyta, Magnoliopsida, Poales, Poaceae. The coding region runs from base 1 to 1608 and encodes 535 amino acids.
AUGGUCAUGGUGAUGGAGCUACCGGAGGACCUGCUCGCCGAUGUCCUCCGCCGUCUUCUUCCGCACGGCCUCGCCGCGGCACGAUGCGUCCACAGCUCCUGGCGUGCCAUCAUCGACACCCGCCGCCUCAUGCACCUCCUCCCGCUCCGCCUGGCCGGCAUCCUCAUCACCUUCAACGGCAACCACCAUCUCACGGAGCUCUUCGCCCGCCCCUCGCCGGCACCGGUCUCGGUCAGCUCCAAGUUUCACCACUACAUGCCCGCCGGCGCCGGCUAUGCCUAUGCUGCGAUCGUCACAGGCCACUGCAACGGCCUCCUCCUUCUGGAAGGCGGCUACGUGGUGAACCCCGCCACACGGCAGUGGGCCAAGCUGCCCUCCCCACGGCCGCCAUGCCGCUACGGCGAGGAGAACUUUUGGUACCACGAGUACAUCGUGUUUGACCCUGCCGUGUCGCCGCACUACGAGGUGCUCGUCGUUCCGGAGGGUUCUUACCCGUGGGGAACAAUGGACCGUACGGUGGCGGGGUGGGAGUGGCCGCCGUCGUCGAUGUUAGUGCAAGCUUUCUCCUCGAGGACGAAUAGGUGGGAGGAGAGAUCAUUCCAGCGGCAAGGGGAGCCGUUCAGCACCAUCGCCGACCAGCCUUUGUUCGGCGAACCAAAAACUGCUGUCUACUGGCGCGGACACCUCUAUGUGCACCACUACUAUUUUAUGAGAAUAUCUUUGUCAAGCGGCAAAUACCAAGUAAUUAAACCGCCCCAAGAUAUUAAUCCAGGACAGCUACAACUAGGAAGAUCAGAGAAGGGAGUGUAUCUCGCAUCAAUUGCUUAUCCUGGUGAGCGGCUUCAAUCGGAGCAGCAAGAAGCAAGACAGACGACCGGCGGGACUAGGUACUACUUCAAGGGCCCGAUAGAGUACUGCUUGCUGUGUUUGUUUGGAACGUGUUACGUGCUUUUCAAGAUUUUGUCACCUUGUUUGAAGUGGACAUGGAAUUGCGUGAAGUUCUGGACGCCGAUUAGCGCGACGUUCCUCGUCUAUUGGCUCAUAUACCGCCCUGACCGCUUCCACCCACACGCCGGCACCACCGUCCUCGCCGCCUUUGACCUCACCGACGGCGCCACUACCCUCCAGUACGACCUGGCCGUCGACCUCAGCUUCCGGAACUCCCACCACCUCUCAAUCCGCUACCUCGAUGUCGCCGCAUCCUUGUUCUACAACGGUACCAGGCUCGGCCCCACCGACGACCCGCUCCCGAGCUUCAUCCAGAGACGCAAGAACACAACCGUGCUACACCCGGCGUUCCAUGGCGCGGUGACCGUGGACUCCGGUGUGGCGGCCGAGCUGCAGAGGGAGUGCGCGGCGGGGACCGUGCACCUGAGAAUCACCGUGUCACUCACGCUCGUCUACAAGGUGUUGUUCGUCAAGGACGUCUUCUUCUACGAGUACGACUGCUGGCUGUGGUUCCCGCCGCCGCGCAAAACCCCCCGCCGGCACUCUUCGACGGGGACGACACCAUGUGCUGGCGCGUUUGACGCACUCCCAUUUUUGUUUGUUUGUUUGUUCGUCAUAGUAAUAUGGUUGUCGAGUUGGUGCGUUAUUUCGUCUUCGUAAUUAAUUUUUUUUAGGGGAAAUUGCCACUUUAUUAGGCUAAAACAAAGCCUGGAAUAUCGUCUUCUUAAUUGAGAGCACCUGUUCGACGCUCAUUUGGGUUGGAUAAUAGAAAAGGAUAGAUGGUGGCUUGCACCUUCUUAAUGCAUUUUUUACUUCAUUUUACAGGGUUUUAUGAAAAAGUUAUAUGUACAUUUUUCAUUGACCGGAGAGAGUAUGAAACACUGAUCGAGUUCUAAUGAUUGGUCCUUCUCA